UCUAGUGCUGAAGCUAGCGGAGCUAGAGAAUAAAAAUGACAACUUUCAUGGCUUCCAGACGAUUCCGUCCUCCUCUUUCAUUUCAUCGUUUGAUAAACCCUAAACCCAUCUCUUCUUCACUGUCUCGAUUUCCCAAUCCACCUGAUAAUCAAAGUCGAAACAUUUCCGAUUCGACUUGUGAAGUCACCUCAGAACUACAAUAUCCACAUACAACCUCUGCAACGGUCCACUCACCUUCGAUUCCAAUCCUAAAUACUGAUAAUCAAGGCGAUGAUGAUGUGAACGACGCCCGUGUAAUACAAGUGCUUCUAGGUCGUAGGAACGACCCUGUCUCGGCUCUUCAGUAUUGCAAUUGGGUUAAGCCUUUACCUCGUCUUUAUGAGGAAGGUGGAGAUGUCUUCUGGGUACUCGUUCAUAUCUUAUUUACUUCUCCUCACACGCACGAUCGCGCCAGCAAUUUGCUCGUUAUGUUCGUUUCUAGCAGCAACCCAACUGUAACUCCAAGCGUCAUGGUUAACAAUUUGGUUGAUUCGUCUAAAAGGUUUGGUUUUGAAGAACUAAGCUCACGAGCUUUCAAUUACUUGUUGAACGCUUAUGUUAGAAUUAGGCGAAUGGACUAUGCUGUAGAUUGUUUUGAUUUGAUGGUUGAACGAAAUGUGGUUCCUUUUGUGCCUUAUGUGAACAACGUUUUAAGAUCUUUAGUUCGAAGUAAUCUGAUUGGUGAGGCUAAGGAGGUUUAUAAUAAGAUGGUUUUGAUUGGUGUUGGUGGUGAUAAUGUUACCACUCAGCUGUUGAUGCGAGCUAGUUUGAGAGAGCGAAAUCCCGAAGAGGCUGUGAGAAUUUUCAGGAGAGUGAUGAGUAGAGGAGCAGAAGUAGAUGGUUUGUUGUAUAGUUUUGCUGUUCAAGCUGCUUGUAAGAUGCCUGAUUUGGUUUUGGCGAUGGAUUUGUUGAGAGAAAUGAGGGAGAAGUUAGGUGUCCCUGCCUCUCAGGAAACGUAUACUAGUGUGAUUGUGGCUUGUGUGAAGGAAGGUAAGAUGGAGGAGGCCGUGAGGGUUACAGAUGAGAUGGUUGGUUUUGGGAUCCCGAUGAGUGUUAUUUCUGCAACGAGUUUGAUUACUGGAUAUUGCAAGGGGAAUGAGUUGGGUAAGGCUUUGGAUUUUUUUAAUAGAGUGGAGGAGGAAGGGCUGGCUCCUGACAAAGUUAUGUUUUCGGUUAUGAUUGAAUGGUUCUGUAAGACUAUGGAUAUGGGAAAUGCUGUUGAGAUUUACAAGCGGAUGAAAGCUGUAGGGAUUGCUCCUUCAUCUGUUCUUGUCCACACAAUGAUCCAAGGGUUUUUGAAAGCCGAGUCACCUGAAGCAGCGCUAGAGAUUUUCAGUGACAGUUUUGAAACCUGGAUUGCUCACGGUUUCAUGUGUAACAAGAUCUUUCUAUUGUUAUGCAAGCAAGGUAAGGUUGAUGCUGCGACGAUCUUCUUGAGGAUGAUGGAAGAUAAAGGGAUUGAGCCGAAUGUUGUUUUUUACAAUAACUUGAUGCUUGCUCAUUGCAGGAUGAAAAACAUGGACUUGGCUUCUUCAAUAUUUUCAGAAAUGCUGCAAAAGGGUUUAAAGCCGAAUAACUUCACUUACUCCAUCUUGAUUGAUGGGUUUUUUAAGAAUCAGGAUGUACAGAGUGCUCGGGAUGUGAUCAAUAAGGUAGUUUCUUCCAAUUUCGAAGCUAAUGAAGUUGUAUAUAAUACGUUCAUCAAUGGGCUGUGCAAAGUUGGUCAGACAUCUAAAGCCAAAGAGAUGUUGCAAAAUUUGAUCAAAGAAGAGCGAUGUUCAAGGAGUUGCACGAGUUACAAUAGCAUCAUAGAUGGAUUUGUCAAAGAAGGUGAAACCGAUUCUGCUGUUGAAACGUACAGAGAGAUGAGUGGAAACGGUAUAUCCCCGAAUGUUGUGACCUUCACCAGCUUGAUCAGUGGAUUCUGCAAAAGUGACAGAAUGGAUCUAGCUCUUGAAAUGAUACAUGAAAUGAAAAGCAAGGAUUUGAAACUUGAUGUUCCAGCCUACGGUGCACUAAUAGACGGGUUCUGUAAAAAGCAUGACAUGAAAACCGCAUAUACUCUCUUCUCUGAACUCAUGGGACUAGGAUUGAUACCAAAUGUGUCUGUCUACAAUAGUUUGAUUUCAGGAUUCCGUGAUCUGGGAAAGAUGGAUGCAGCAAUUGACCUGUACAAGAAAAUGGUGAACGAUGGGAUAAGUUGUGAUCUGUUUACAUAUACAACGCUGAUCGAUGGGUUGUUGAAAGGCGGGAAUCUAAUCGCCGCAUCUGAUUUGUACUCAGAGUUGGUUGCUUUGGGGAUUGUCCCUGAUGAAAUCUUGCACAUGGUACUAGUCAACGGUCUUAGUAAGAAGGGACAGUUUGUGAGAGCAAGCAAGUUGUUAGAGGAGAUGAAGAAGAAAGAUGUGACUCCAAAUGUGUUAAUUUACAGCACUGUUAUUGCAGGACACCAUAGAGAAGGAAAUCUCAAUGAGGCUUUUAGACUUCAUGAAGAGAUGCUUGAGAAAGGUUUAGUACAUGAUGAUACUGUGUUGAAUUUACUCGUGAGUGGAAAAGUUGAGAAACCUCUUGCUAGCUGCAGCCAAGAUUCUGAUACUAUUUCACACUAUUCGGGUGCAUCAUACACUGGGAUACUACUAACCUAUAACUGUUGAUGUUGUAAGCCUUGUGCAGCAGAGAGGAGGGAUAAUAAAAAAAUGCUUAAUUUCCUAAUUAUACCCCAAAAUAAAUGUUAACUCCAAUAGUGAUUUUUUUGGCUGAAUAAAGUUAAAACCUUUACAACAACUCCUUCAACCAGGAGGUUUUGCAGCCGUAAUAUAUAUUUCUAAACAAAAAUAGAAAAAAAAUUUUCAUUCUUCUUCCAAAUCUUAGUUCUCUGAGUUGGUUCUUCUUCCUUUGUAACCUUCUCUUAGCCUAUGAUUUGCCUUUUCCUUGAGCUCUUGGUGAACUCUGGAUUAGGGAUUCUAUUUACUGUUUUCAUAAUUCCUGUUCAUCAUCAUCGAAUAACUUGUUUGCGGUAGGUUUUUAGUUAGGGAUUUAUAAAAAUCUUAAGUCUUUCCCGUCACAGUCUCAUAGAUUAGGGUUUUUAUUUCCAGCGGAAAUAGAGAGGGAAAAAUAGGAUUUUGUUCCAUUGGCAGUAUGGAUUUGUUGAGAAUAUGUGAUUUGCCCGAAGAUAUGCUGUUGCGGAUCUUACUCCUCGUCCCGACCAAAGAUGCAGUGGCCACUGGUAUCUUGUCUAAACGAUGGCGUUGCGCCUGGAAGAUGCUCCAUGAACUCGCCUUCAAAGACGACGACCAAAGGGGGGAGCGAGAGCUUUGGGUGGUUUGUUGACAAGACACUGCAACACCAUAAGGCACCGAAACUAGUAAGCCUGGUUGUCGAACUGGGUCGUCCACAAUGUCCUGUUGACGUAGAUGUCAGAAAGUGGGUUGACAAGGCUGUUAACCACGGUGUGAAAAAGCUAGAUUUCAAUCUCCUCUGGGCGACAGGAGAGCCCACAAGCUCUCCCUUAAGGUUUUUUUGUCUUCUUAUCAUCAGCAACUGCUUACAUGCCGGACAUAUAUCGACAAAGAAGUUCUUAGACAGCAACAGCUAUUAGGCAGUUAUCCCAUUGCAUCACAAGCAUUACUUUCUACCCAAUUCUGUUAACAAGCGGGUACACUUUAGUCCUCUCAGACGAACUAACACAAGACAGAAUCAUUACCAAGCUAUAUCCCGUCUCCAACCUUCAGUGAUGCCCCUGCAUCAAAAUCACUCUCCUGGCAUUUAGGCUCAGAUACCAAGACUACCCUUAAAAGGAAAUCCACAGUUGCACCAAGCUCCAAAGAUUCAAAAGCUUUCACAAAGACAUCUGGAGUUUUCCAUCUAUUAGGUGAUGAAGAAAACAUUAUAAACAAGAAGCCUUUGCCUGGUUCUCAGGUCUCAGGUGUUACUGCAGUAUCCACUGUCACAAAGCCCGCAUACGGUGUUGCCCAUAAGGUAAAUCUUAAGAGUUUACAAUUUUUACAUGGAACAAAUGUCCCAUGAAUCGAGUAGUUAAUUGGCUUAAUUAUAUUCGGCAACUAAUUAAAUGAAAGAGCUGUAUAUUUAUUAUAUGAGCGGUUUUGAUAAGACAAGUUUGUGGCUUCCUCAGGAUUUGGAGGUUCCCAAACUUCUGGCAGCACACAAGUCACUUGACAAUAACCCACGACGAGAGAUCAUUCAAGCUCCUGUCCGGACAAAGAGUGUUCUU
Molecule: messenger RNA, 4270 nt
Organism: Camelina sativa (false flax)
Lineage: Eukaryota; Viridiplantae; Streptophyta; Magnoliopsida; Brassicales; Brassicaceae
Source: RefSeq, a predicted model, not a curated record